AUGUUCUAUAACCAAGCGCUCGAUCACUCGUCGAAGCGGAAGUACACCGUGUCCCCGAUCAAAGGCAAGGACGUCAAGCAGCUCUCGCCGCGGACGAACGCCGCGAGAGCCGCGGUGGCGGCGCGGUCGCGCGCGCAGAAAGACGCCGAGGCGCGGCGCCUCGGGGAGGAGAACAUGGAGCGUCGGCGACGCAUCGAGAUGGCGAACUCGCGCGGGCGGGACGCGAAGGCGCUGACGCCGGAGAUGGAAGCCGGCAGGGCGGCGGUGGCGGCGCAGUCGCGCGCGAAGAAAAACGCCGAAGCGAGGCGUCUCGCGGAGGAGAACGCGGAGCGUCGCCGGCGGAUCGAGAUGGCGCGGUCGCACGGGCGGGACGCGAAAGCGCUCACGCCGGAGAUGGAGGCGGGAAGAGCCGCGGUCGCGGCGCGGUCGCAGGCGAUGAAGGACGCGGAGGCGCAUCGUCUGGCGAUGGAAAACGCGGAGAAGGCGCGAAGGAUCGCCGAGGCGAGGGCGCGCGGGCGGGACGCGAAGGCGCUCACGCCGGAGAUGGAGGCGGGAAGAGCCGCGGUCGCGGCGCGGUCGCGCGCGCAAAAAGAAGCGGAGGCGCGGCGCCUCGCGGAGGAGAACGCGGAGAAGGCGCAGCGCAUCGCGAUGGCGAACUCUCGAGGGCGAGACGCCAAGUCGCUGACGCCGGAGAUGGAAGCAGCGCGGAGCGCCGUCGCCGCGCGGUCGCGCGCGGAGAAAGCGGCGGAGGCGCACAGGCUCGCCGUGGAGAACGCGGAGAAGGCGCAGCGCAUCGCGAUGGCGGGCUCGCACGGGAGGGACGCGAAGGCGCUCACGCCCGAGGUGGAAGCCGCUCGACGCGCCGUCGCGGAGCGAAGCGCGGCGAGGAAGAGCUACCAGGAACAGAAGAUGGCCGAGGAGAACGCGACGUUCCGUCGGCGCCUGCAGGCGCAGGUCGGGAGGGACGAGAAAGGUCUCUCGCCGGAGAUUCUCGCCGCGAGGCAGGCUGUCGCGGAGCGAAGCGCCGCGCAGAAAGAGGCGGCGGAGUUGCGCAUGCAGCACGAAAACGGCCAGAUCCGCGCGCGUCUGUCGCAGCAACACGGGCGAGACGUGAAGUCGCUCUCGGAGGAGACGAACGCCGCGCGGCGCGCGGUCGCGGAGCGCGUCAAAAUCGAAAAGUCCCUCGCGCAGGCGAAGAUCGCGGAAGAGAACGCGGCGAUGCGGCAGAAGCUCGCGAACGCGUCCGGUCGUGACGCCAAGGCGCUCGGCGAGGAAACGGAAGCGUUGCGCGCCGCGGUGGAGGAGCGCCGUCUCAUGGAGAAACACCUCGCCGCGGCGCGGAUGAUGGAAGAGAACCAGGAGAUGAAACGGCGCCUCGCGGAAGCCGGGUCCAAGGGCAGAGACGCGAAAGCGCUGAGCGAGGAGACGGAGCACAUGCGUCAAGCCGUCGAGCGUCGGCGUCUGCGAGACGCGGAGGCGAAAGCCGCGAAGAUGCGCGCGGAGAACGCGGAGAUGAAGCGUCGCAUCGCGGAAGCGAGCGAGCACGGCAGGGACGAGAAAGCGCUGAGCGAGGCGACGCUCGCGGCGCGGAGAGCGAUCGCGGAGCAACACGAGGCGGAGCACAACGCCGCGAUGGCGAAGCUGCACGAGGAAAAUCUCGAUUUCGGCGCUCGACUGAGCAACGCGCACGGGAGGGACGAGAAAGGGUUGGGGCCUGAGACGCUCGCCGCGAGACGCGCGGUCGCCGCGGAGAAGGAGCGCGUGAAGCAGGCGGAGAUGCGACGGCUCCACGAGGAGAACUCGUACUUAUCGCAGCGGCUCAGGGGGACGGGGCAGUAUAAGCGCUGA
Messenger RNA from Micromonas pusilla CCMP1545, 1848 nucleotides. RefSeq lists its product as uncharacterized. NCBI's taxonomy places the organism in Eukaryota, Viridiplantae, Chlorophyta, Mamiellophyceae, Mamiellales, Mamiellaceae. The record is from RefSeq and is a predicted model, not a curated record. The transcript has a single exon. Bases 1 to 1848 code for a protein of 615 amino acids.